Messenger RNA from Drosophila rhopaloa, 1209 nucleotides. Its product is annotated as odorant receptor 67d-like. Lineage: Eukaryota; Metazoa; Arthropoda; Insecta; Diptera; Drosophilidae. Gene Ontology annotation, biological process: detection of chemical stimulus involved in sensory perception of smell; sensory perception of smell. Gene Ontology annotation, cellular component: plasma membrane. The coding region runs from base 1 to 1209 and encodes 402 amino acids. The transcript has 4 exons. The record is from RefSeq and is a predicted model, not a curated record. Gene Ontology annotation, molecular function: olfactory receptor activity; odorant binding.
AUGAUAACCCAAGUCGUUAAAAACGAUACCAAUGCAGAGGAAAGCGUUUUCAAGAAAUUUCAGUCCAUAACCAAUGCGAUUAGCUUUUGUGCAAGGUUUGUGGGAGCGGAGAUCACCGAUCCGGACUUCAAGAUGUCCUGGUGGACCUACAAUGUGAUCUGCGUGUGCAGCAUGUUCCUGCUCUGCACAGGAUACACGGUGUAUGUGGGCGUGGUCAUCGACGGCGAUUGGCUGGUCCUUGUGCAAUCCGCCUGCCAGGGAGGAGCAGCGAUCCAAGGGAGCGCCAAGCUCUUCUGCGUUCUAAUGUACCGCAAAUACUUGCUGGAAGUGUGGGAUUUUCUACAUUUUACCUAUGAGAGCUACGAAAACCAAGGCCCAAAUUAUAAAAAAGCUCUCCAGGAUGCCUUGAAAUUCUUGAUAACCAGCGUAAAAGGAUUUGGCUCAGUCCAUCUCAGCGCCCAUUUGGCCUGUAUUAUUUUCCCGGCAGCAUAUUAUGCUCUAUAUUCCGAAAAGCUGAUGGUUAUGCAAUUUCUGGUUCCGGGUCUCAACCCUAAAACGAUUAUGGGCUACUGGAUCCUCACCGCCUUGCACACCACUUGCAUUGUGUGUGGGUUUUUCGGAAACUUCGCUGCCGACAUGUACAUUUUCGUCUUCAUUGCGAAUGCGCCACUGGUAAAGAAUAUCCUUAAAUGCAAGCUGGAGGACCUAGACGCCAAAUUGGAGGCUUUAAAUGGACAGAGGAUCUUACGCGAAGAUGUCCAUGAAGAUAUGGUUGCCAUCGUUAACUGGCACAAGAAGUAUCUAAGACUUCUGGAGUGCUCGGAGCGUGUUUUCUUCCUAGUGAUCUUUGUGGAGAUGAUUAGCUGCUGUAUGAGCAACCUGUGCAUCCUUUACUGCAUUCUUAUUGGGGUUUGGCCCUCGGGAAAGGUUUACCUAACAUUCACGGUCGCCUCUUUUUUAAUGUUCAGCGCCUUGGGAACUGUGGUGGAUAGUUCGAAUCAGGACUGCAGUGACAUCAUCUACACCUGUCGCUGGUACGAUCUGCCACUUGCCGAACAGCGAGUCCUGCUCUUCAUGCUCCGCAAUUCGCAAUCCACACCCGGACUUUCGGUGGGGAAAAUGAUGCCCCUCAAUAUGAACACCGCGGUGCAACUUUCUAAGGCCACCUACUCUGUUCUUAUGCUGCUGAUGAGCGGACGUGAGGAGUGA